Molecule: messenger RNA, 1624 nt
Organism: Rubroshorea leprosula
Lineage: Eukaryota; Viridiplantae; Streptophyta; Magnoliopsida; Malvales; Dipterocarpaceae
Source: the annotation of a GenBank genome assembly
CAUUGAUUUCUUCUUCUUCGCCAAAUCUUCCUCCAUCAAAGCCCUCAAAUCUUCACUAAUUUGCCCCCAUUUUCUUCCCCCUUCUGUCUUCACUAAUUCGUCACGAACCCAGGCGUGACUUGGGUUCAUCGCGCCUGAGUUCAUCUUGGGUUCGCGACGAACCCAAAGCACGCCUGGGUGGUUCUGGGUGGUUCGUCCUGGGUUCUUCGCAAACCCAGGAUGAACCCAGCUCGCAAGACUAGGCUGUCAAAAAACCCAGCUUGCGCCUGGGUUCAUCGCAAACCCAGGCGCAAGCUGGGUUCUCAAUCUCUGCCAAAUCGACAGCGCCGAGGCCCAAGGCCACGCCACUGUUUUCGUCGCCAAGUUUUUUGGCCACUCUAGCCUCAUCUCUUUCCUUUCCAUCAUUCCGGAAUCUCAGCGUCCUGGUGUGUCCUUUUUUUGAUUAUUAUUAUUUUCUCACAUUUCUCGGAUUGGAUUUGGAUUUUUCAAAUUUGUGCUCAAUUGCUUGUGUCGUGUGUUGUGUUGUGUUUGUGUUUCAACGUUGUUUCAAUCCUUGCUGUUUGAAGCGUGCGGAAGGAUGGUGAAUCCGGUGAACGACGCGGUAGGGCUGCUGUGGAUGGGGAACUGGCAUGUGUGCCAGAUGGCGGUGGAGACUGUUCUCCUUGGCGGAACCCUCUGGCCAUUGUCGGAGUUGAUGGUUUCUCCACCAGCAUCCGAUGAAACUUUGGAAGCAACCUGGGAAAGAUUGAGAACCCAGCUCGCGCUUGGGUUUGUGACGAACCCAGGCGCAAGCUGGAGUGAGCUGGAUCCCGACAUCCCGAUCCCAAUUAAGUGGGGUUCGAAAGCCUCGUAUCCCGCUGCAAAGGAACUUGAAUUCAAGGCAUUUGUUAAAUCAGAUGGCCAUGAUGCAGACUAUCUUCUUCCUUCGUGGGUUAAUGACCCAAAUGAUGAUUGCUGUAAAUGGGAGAGGGUCGUUUGCAACUCCACGACGGGCCGUGCAGUAAACCUCUCCCUCGACAACAUCAGGCAGUUUGACUUACAUUCUCCUAGUUUAUAUCACGAGAAAAACAUGUGGUAUUUAAACACCACCUUGUUUCACCCAUUUAAGGAGUUAAGAAGUCUCAACUUAUGCGGCAAUGGAAUUGCUGGUUGGAUUCCAGACGAAGAAUCAUUAGUUUUUCAAAACUUGUCAGUGUUGGAUUUACAAUUUAACAAUGUAAGUGGUCCGCCACCAUCAGCAGCACAAGUUCAAGCUACAAGGGAAGCAGUUUCUUCUUAUCUGCUACUGCCAGAAUCUACUUAUGAUGUUCGAAAAUGUGAAGGAAAUAUUACAAUUGGAAGUGCUUGUAAUGAAAUGUGUUGCAGGGACGAGUGCAUAAAGAAAUAUAAAUUAUCCGCCGAACAAAUAGACAACCUUAUGGCCACCAUCGACAACGAAAACCAUAAAUGUUAUUGUGAUUUUUUAAGCACUGAUUCUUGUCCGACGACGACUGUUGAGCUUUUGUCUGAAUUGGCUGAUUUGGUCAGGAAUGCAUAAAGAAUAGAAAUCGUCCAAGGGGCAGGACGUGCAUAAAAAAGCAAUGUUGCUACUCUUUUGUUACUUAGAUGUACUUGUAACGAAUAA